Messenger RNA from Syzygium oleosum, 1300 nucleotides. Its product is annotated as protein NTM1-like 9. The record is from RefSeq and is a predicted model, not a curated record. The transcript has 4 exons. Gene Ontology annotation, molecular function: DNA binding. Bases 253 to 1077 code for a protein of 274 amino acids. NCBI's taxonomy places the organism in Eukaryota, Viridiplantae, Streptophyta, Magnoliopsida, Myrtales, Myrtaceae. Gene Ontology annotation, biological process: regulation of DNA-templated transcription.
UCUUAUCAUGACCUUCGAAGAUGCUGUUCUUGGUGAAAACGGCAGUGUCUUUGAGCUUAUGGUAGCAUCCACUCAACAGUAGUUUGCCUUCUUGAAAAGGCUAAAGAAAAUUACCUGUUUGGAGUCAACAGUCUAAAACAAAGUCAAGCCAGGAGUGAGCUUCUGCUUCCUCUACUUAUUUCACUAGUCCCAUUCUCUACUACUCUUUUCUUCUCUUUCUCUGUAGCAGAAUUUGAUUUGUGACAGGAAAGCAUGGAAGACUUGACGGAGACGUGGCCGGUGGGACUCAGAUUCAAGCCGAGGGAGGACCAACUUGUUGAUCAGCACUUCCGAAGAAAGCUAAGAGGAGAAACGGAAACUAUCUGCUUAAUACCAGAGCUAUAUAUCUACAAGUGGGAGCCUCCGGAUCUAUUUGCCAGAUACAAUGCCCUGUCAAGGAUACCGUCGGAUGAACACGAGUGUUUCUUCUUCUGCCUCAGGGAUAAUAAGAUCCCGAAUAGCCUUCGUACGGAGUUUGGAUUUUGGAAAGAUACAAGUAAGAAACGUGUAGUACGAGCACCGGGUACCGGGGAGGAGAUAGGGUUCAAGAGGAUCUUGGUUUACUACGAAGGUCGAAAAGGGGAUGCCCGCAGGACGGACUUCGUGAUGCACGAAUAUUACCUAAAUUCGAAUGUUUCGAAUAGUGAAAUUCCCCGCCCGAUGGAAUUUGUCCUGUGUCGCAUAACAAACAGGAAAUGUGAAAAAGCAGGAUCGGGGUCAGCAAUUAUGAGUACGAGGGCCAAUCUAACCAGUCCUACUAGUAUUGUUAAUAAUUCUGACAAUGAAGGAGCACAAGAUAUUAGCGCACAGGCAUCUCUAGCAGUGACUGUUGAACCCGAAAGUUCCAACCAUACUACGUUGGAUUAUGAUUUACCAGAUUGCAAUGCAUCUGUUCCUCGGCGGCCCGACAUGCUUGGAAUGGAAAGCUCACUGUGCAAUGAUAAUUGGCUUGUUGACGGAACUAGUGAUGAACAUGAUGUGCCAUGUUCUCCAAGGGAUGACGUUAUUUAUCUCUCUGAUAUCUGGAGCUUCAACUAGCACAGGCUGGCGUGCCUUAUCGUCACGUGUAUAGAACAGCAUGGCCACUUGCUGGCCUUAUUGCAAGUCAUACUAUGGGAAGAGAUUAUGGUGUAGAUAUUAAUUGUUACUAAGGAUUGCCAGUGUUUUGCUACUCUAUAAUGUUUCAGUGUUUUUUUAUCAUGUUCCAGUGAAAAUUCUCAAUCGUGUAUAAGCUUUGUAUUAUUAACUUGACCUCUCACUC